This is a messenger RNA of Mercenaria mercenaria, 3801 nucleotides long. Its product is annotated as UPF0669 protein C6orf120 homolog. The transcript is spliced from 2 exons. The record is from RefSeq and is a predicted model, not a curated record. Lineage: Eukaryota; Metazoa; Mollusca; Bivalvia; Venerida; Veneridae. The coding region runs from base 125 to 742 and encodes 205 amino acids.
AGAAGAACUUGUUCUUAUGUUUAAGUUUGAGGAACUCACGAAAUAUGUAUCCUUCCGCCAAACCGUAAACGAAAUAAACGAAAUUCCUUCGGAUGAUGUUACCGUCUUAGCUUAGAUCAGCAAAAUGAUGUUCACCUCUGUGAGUCUUAGUGUGCCUGCAUUACUGGUGCUAUUGUUUAACUGUUGUAAAGGCCAGGAGCUCCUGCAGUCUCUUAAGGGAACAAUUGGUGCCGAAAAUUACACAUACUACCGUCUUUCUCGGGUUGGAAGAUUGCGUGUGGAGCUUGUCAGUCUGUCAGGAGAUGCAGACUUGUAUGUAUCGGAUACAACUUUAAAUCCAGCAUAUGAUAAGUAUACAGCCCAGUCUAUUACAUGCGGAAAAGAUGUUAUUGAAGUCCCAGCCAGUUACAACAGGCCUGUAGGUAUAGCAGUGUAUGGAUACCCUGGCCAUGAAAUUUCAGAAUAUUUAAUCUCUAUAUAUCAGCUACCAAAAAAUGAGGAAAUGGACUAUGAACAGUUGAAACAUAUGUUCCAUGAUUAUGAGGCUGCAGACUAUUUGUUCAAGAAUUACGAGGCUUCUCACUAUAUGUACAGGGACGUAAAACCAAAUGUCAAUCCACAGGGGAAAAGUUCAAGCAGUGGCCAAGAUGCCUUAGAUGAAGACGAGGCAGAGUCCUUUGGUUCGGUUCUCUGGGAGAUUCUAUUAACAUUGCUCAAAGUUGUUUUUGAAGUAAUUUUGUGAUAUUUCCUGUCAUUUGCUAUUUGUGCCUGUCUUUGUAACAUAAAACUUGUAAUACAUUAAUUAUUUAUUGAAGGAAUAUACUUUUUGUAUUUUAAGUAAUUUGCAUUGUUUUCAAAGGCAAUGUUUUUUAUUGCCAGUAAGAAUUUGAAUACAUACUUUUGGAAAAUAAUAAAUUUAUUCCAUCAUAUUAAAGAAUUGAAUUCUUGCCAUCUUUUUAAGGUCCAAAGGUAUUUUCCAGUAACUGAUGCUAUGGCAUGUGAGAUGUUAUCUCAAACUGACUUCCUGUCAGAUUUCAAGGAUAUUUAUGAAACCAACUUUUAUAGUAAGAACAUGUUUAUUCUGCAAUGUUGCAUAUAUUACAUAGUUUCAGUUUAUGUGAAAAUAUUAUUAAUCUUACUGGUACUCUAUUUUUUACAAGUCUACUAUAUAGCUGCCUAAUUUGUAAUCAUGUUAUCAUAUUAAUUUUACUUUGUAUUACAAUUAAAUAAAAACUUUGUUAGCCUGACCACUAGAUAUAUUUUGAAAUGAAACUUUUUUACUCUAGAUAAAUUUCAAAUAUUUUAUAAGUAAAAUGCUAAGCCUCUUGAAAAAGCUUCUUUUUUUCUGAUGGCCGAACUAUGUAACGCAGUAAAAAUAUCUGUAUGAAACAUACCUGCUGGAGUUAUUUCCGCUGUUAAUCAUGAAAAGAAAAACUAUUAAAUAGGGGACAUACAGCAGAACAUAGGGACUAGGGCCAGUGUAAGGUCCCAUACACUUUUUUGUACAAAAAACCUUAAUUUAAGGAAAUAUUUUCGAUAAUGUACAGAAAUGUAUGCAAAGAAAAAAAAAAACAAGGACAAAAUUAACAUCAGACUGUGUAACUUUUGUUUUCAGUUAUGCUGUUUCAGGGCAAUGGCCUAUUUAAAAAAAAUAUUAGCCAUUUUUAUAUGCCCGUCUCUGAAAGAGCGGGGCGUAUUAUGUGAACACCCGUGGCGGGCGGGCAGUCGGCGUCCAAAAGCAUGUCUGCUCUCUAAGUCAAAUAGUUUUCAUCCGAUCUUCACCAAACUUGGUGACAAUGUUUGUGGGCAUAAUAUCUCAGCCAAGUUCGAUAAGCAGCAAAAUCGCUCUUGGCUCUCUUGAGUUAUUGCCCUUGAAUUACUCAAAAUCUGCAAUUUUAGCCUUGUCCGCCCUUUAAGUCCCAACAUUUUUCAUCUGAUCUUCACCAGACUUGGUGACAAUGUUUAUGGGCAUAAUAUCUCUGCCAAGUUUGAUAACCAGCUAAACCACCCCAGGCACUCUUGGAUUAUGGCCCUUAAAUUACUUGAAAAAUUGCGAAUUUAACCUUAUCCGCUCUCUAAGUCCAACACUUUUCAUCCGAUCUUCCACAAACUUGCAGAUAAUGUUUGUCAGCAUAAUAUCUCAGCCAAGUUCCAUAACCAGCCAAAUUGCCCCAGGCACUCGUGGAUAUGGCCCUUGAAUUACUCGAAAUCUGUGAAUUAGCCUUGUCCGCUCUCUAAGUCGAACAGUUUUCAUCCGAUCUUCAUUAAACUUGCUGACAAUGUUUGUGGGCAAAAUAUCUCAGCAAAGUUCGAUAAUCAGCCAAAUCGCCCCAGGCACUCUUGAAUUAUGGCCCUUGAAUUAGGCCAAAUUCGAUGACGGUCGUAUUUUGUGACAGUCUGCCACUCUUGUUGGGAUUUCGGCUCCAUGGUUAUAUCUACAGGGAUGUUCAUCUAUCACUUUACAGGCUAUGUAUUUAGGUAGUAACCUUGAAAAUGCUCAAAUUUUACCUCCUAGAAUUGAAGGAACAAAUCUUACAAAUUGAUAUGAGAUCUGGAUCUGCAUGUUGAUGUUAGCCAAAUUCACUUUCAGCUAGUACUUAUGAUUUAUCACACAUCUGAUGUCAUGGUAGUAAAAUAAAGCCAAUACUGUAAAAGCAUAUAUUUUCGCUAGAUCAAAAUUUAGGGAAUUUGAAAUUUUGAGUAUGUUCGCGUGGUUUAAUAUCCACGAAAUUGUAGAAAUUUUAUCCUGCUUGAAUUUGACUUGUACUUAUGGUGAAUUUAUAUGCGAGGAUUAAUUUUCGCGAGAUGUAGGGCUUCGCUAAUAUAGCGAAAAUUAAACCCUCGAGGGAAAAUUUCUGCUUUUACAGUAUAUAGUUUUGGUAUUACACUAGUGCUGUAAAGGAGAAGUUGGUUGAAUGACUUUGUAUAUAAUAAUGUAAGGAAGAAGAAACUUUGAUGUUUAUGCAGGAAAGUCUAAAAUGUGAUCAAAGGAAUGUUACGUUUCUGUCUUUCGAAAUUGAUUUUAUUAAACUCCUUGAAUGAAAUAAUUAAAUGCUCGGCAGUGCCAAAAAGAAGCAAUUUUCUUAAAUUUGAAAAGAUUAAAUCUAUUUCAAUAGUGGUCCUAUUUAAAAUAAUCCUUGGUUUGAUGACGAUUUGCAUAUAAAAUCAACUUAUCAUUAGACUUUCCUGCACAUUUAAUUGACAUGAUGACGAAAUCCUAUAAAAAAUUGCCCUAGUAUAUAUAUAUGUUAGGAGUGAUGUUUGAUGUUACAGGUGAUGAUUGAUGUUGAUGAUUGAUGUUGGUAUUGAUGUUGGUUGGGAUGAUUGAUGCUAGUGGUAAUGAUCGAUGUUGGUGGGGAUGAUUGAUGUUAGUGGUAAUGAUCAAUGUUGGUGAUGAUGUUGAUGGGGAUGAUUGAUGCUGGUGGUAAUGAUCGAUGUUGGUGGGGAUGAUUGAUGUUAGUGGUAAUGAUCAAUGUUGGUGAUGAUGUUGAUGGGGAUGAUUGAUGCUAGUGGUAAUGAUCGAUGUUGGUGGGGAUGAUUGAUGUUAGUGGUAAUGAUCAAUGUUGGUGAUGAUGUUGAUGGGGAUGAUUGAUGCUAGUGGUAAUGAUCGAUGUUGGUGAUGAUGAUUGAUGUUGGUAGGGAUGAUUGAUGCUAGUGGUAAUGAUCGAUGUUAGCAGUGGUGAUUAAUGUACUUGUAAUUCAGACUGAAGCAUGUUUUAAUCCUAGAUGCUUUAUAUGAUAUGUCCUUAUGUUAUAUCAGCCCAAAUAAAUAAAAUAAAUAAAUUAUGUUAUAUCACCUGA